AUGUCCACACCUCCAAUCCAGCCUUCAGAUCAACUACACCCACCGUCACUCUCUCCCCUCAAGUUAAAUUCUUCUCUAAGUAGUAUCUCAUCGGGCCAUACCCCACCCAAUAAUCUACACAGUCAAGCCUUUACAAUGUCAGCAGCCGUCACAUCAACAAGGACUUCUCAACCUAGCGGGCCUAAUACCAAUGGAAGACCGGGAAAGAAGGCAUCGUCUAAUUUAUUUAUUCCGAGGAAACCGGCUAGAAGGCCUCUCCCUGGCGGCGUCUCCAAUCCAUCCACUCCCAAAGUCAAUGGCUCCCAGUCUUUACCGGCCUCGCAAGCCAGCUCUAAUGCUACAACAUCAGCUCCUAAUGCCAAAUCUCCUUUUCCUCCUACCCGCAGCGGCACACCUGGGCCCAGUGCACCACCGAGUCAACCCAGAGGUGUAAGUCAAGCCCCUCCACCCCUAGACGCACCAUUCGUCGAAUUCGACCUGCUUACUGGUGACGUAAAUGGUCCAUUUGGUUUAAGUGGGUUUAAUGGCCAGCUCGACUGGAAUAUAUUCAAAUUUCACCGCAUUCCUGGAAACAAGACUAUCAACACCGCAUUCGAAUUCCCAAUUAAACUCAAUCGUAAAAACUAUAAAUUUCUUGAGACGGGAAUGGAUUUGGAUGAAGAGGAUCUUGGAUCCUUACCUGAUGGCGCAGGAGGGUUAAUGGAAGGACUGAACUUGCAAGAGCUCAAGAAUGUGAUCGUACCAUCUUCAGCUGCAGAAAUCGGUAACCCAUCUACCUCGAAUGUUGCAGUCAAGACGGAAAACCCCAAUUCGGGACCUAGCACUAGUGGCGGAAAGAAAGCAGAGAAAGCAGAGAAAAUGGUACCCCUCAAGGGGCCCGAUGGCCAACCAGUCAUCGGAUCGGACGGCCAGCCUGUCAUGAUACCUGCUGCUAUGGCAGGACAAGUCAAAGGAGGAAGAUUACCGUUCAUCCCUGGAGUGACACCAGGUAGUGACCCUAAAGGCAAAAAGGCUGGCUGGGGUAAAGGAAAAGGGGGAAACGCUGAAGGAGGUGGUGCCGGAAAAGGACCUGACGAUAAACCCGCUGGCGGCAGAAGAAGAGGGGGAAAGAAGACUAGACAGGUUAGUCGAUUAAUCGUAUCAUCUACAGGCAGUUUUCUGAUACUCCUAAAGGUCUUCAUGAUGGAUGAAAAGGCACGUAAGCUAAGAAAGGAAGAGCGAUUCCCUUGGCUUUGGGAAGAUGCAAGUGGUCGAGAAAUCUGGGAAGGCAAACGAGUCGAACGCAAUCGAGUCAAAAUGCAGUUGUUGCAA
This is a messenger RNA of Acaulospora colombiana, 1311 nucleotides long. The record is from the annotation of a GenBank genome assembly. NCBI's taxonomy places the organism in Eukaryota, Fungi, Glomeromycota, Glomeromycetes, Diversisporales, Acaulosporaceae.